Messenger RNA from Sphaerodactylus townsendi, 5320 nucleotides. It is a transcript of the gene LMBRD2, whose product is annotated as LMBR1 domain containing 2. The transcript has 18 exons. Gene Ontology annotation, cellular component: membrane. Bases 355 to 2436 code for a protein of 693 amino acids. The record is from RefSeq and is a predicted model, not a curated record. Gene Ontology annotation, biological process: adrenergic receptor signaling pathway. Lineage: Eukaryota; Metazoa; Chordata; Lepidosauria; Squamata; Sphaerodactylidae.
AUAACGCAAAUAGAAAAGCCCCACACAUCUCUCUUUUUUUUUUCUUCAACCAGGACGACUCAUGACUCGGCGAUGACGGCGAGCGAGUGGGCGAAGCAGGAAGUGUCCGCAGCGGCCACGGCUCGCUCGUUCGCCGGCUUAGCCGCUUCCUAGAUAGGGCCGUGCCGUGGUCUGAGGCCUUGACGAGGCGCUUGAAGUGGACGAGGCGGUCGGAGGCGUCGCUUGAGGGAGGCCAGAACGAACCCGGGGCUCCGCAGCAGCCGGUCCCUCUGAGAAGAUGGAGCUCGGCCGGGCCUGGCUAUGAAAUUUUCCAAUAAAUGAAGUGUACAUCCUGGCUGGACUCAGUGGAUAAUAAUGAGUGGUGCAGCUUUGGGCAUUGAGAUAGUGUUUGUCUUCUUCCUGGCUUUGAUCAUAUUGCAUCGGUAUGGAGACUUCAAGAAACAACACAGACUUGUGAUUGUAGCCACGCUUCUAGCUUGGUAUCUUUGCUUCCUCAUAGUAUUUAUAUUGCCUUUGGAUGUCACUACGACAAUAUACAAUCGAUGUAAGCAUGCUGUAAAUUCUAGUCCAUCUGAAAGUAGCAUCACCAAUGGAUCUCAGUCAACUCCCACUUCCGGAAACCGUGAGUGUUUCAAACCAUGGAGCUAUAUUCCUACUGGAAUCAUGCCCGUCUUCUGGCGUGUUGUAUACUGGACAUCACAGUUCUUAACAUGGAUUCUGUUACCCUUCAUGCAGUCCUAUGCUAGGUCAGGAGGUUUUUCCAUUACUGGAAAGAUUAAAACUGCAUUAAUUGAAAAUGCGAUCUAUUAUGGCACAUACCUUCUGAUAUUUGGAGCAUUUUUAAUAUAUGUGGCCGUAAAUCCAAACUUCAGCCUGGAAUGGAACCAACUUCAGACCAUUGGGAUAGCUGCUGCAAACACUUGGGGUCUCUUUCUUCUCGUCUUGCUGUUAGGUUAUGGCCUGGUUGAAAUUCCACGUUCUCAUUGGAACGGAGCGAAGAAAGGUUACCUCCUGAUGAAGACUUAUUUCAAGGCUGCUAAGCUGAUGACCGAGAAGGCGGAUGCCGAAGAAAACUUGGAGGAUAUAAUGGAGGAAGUCCGUAAAGUGAAUGAGAGCAUUAAGUACAACCACCCCUUAAGGAAAUGCGUGGACACAAUAUUGAAGAAGUGUCCCACUGAGUAUCAAGAAAGAAUGGGCAGAAACAUGGAUGACUAUGAAGAUUUUGAAGAAAGGCCUAAUACUUACCCGACAGAGAAAGGUCUGGUGAAACUUCACAAGCAGGUAAUAUAUUCUGUUCAGAGGCAUCGUCGUACGCAAGUCCAGUGGCGAAUUCUUUUGGAGCAAGCCUUUUACCUGGAGGACGUAGCAAAAAAUGAAACCAGCACCGCGCGUCAGUUUGUCCAUACCUUUCAGCCUCAAGAACCUGAAAACAAAGUUAUCCAGUACCUCUAUACACCAACUGUUGAAUGGUACUGGGAGUGCCUCCUGCGGCCGUGGUUCCACAGAAUCCUUGCCAUCGUUUUGGCCGCAUUUUCUUUCAUUGUUGUGUGGUCGGAAUGCACCUUUUUCAGCACCAACCCGGUUUUGUCCCUGUUUGCGGUCUUCAUACAGCUGGCGGAAAAGACUUACAACUAUUUCUACAUAGAGAUGGCGUGCUUCUUUACCAUCUUUUUCCUCAGUAUCUGUGUCUACUCUACUGUCUUCAGGAUUCGUGUAUUUAAUUAUUACUAUUUAGCAUCGCACCAUCAGACCGAUGCAUAUAGUUUGCUUUUCAGUGGCAUGCUGUUUUGCCGUCUCACCCCUCCCUUGUGUCUGAAUUUCUUGGGCUUGACUCAUAUGGAUUCAUCGAUUUCUCACAAAAAGACCGAGCCAACUGCAUAUACAUCUAUUAUGGGAUCAAUGAAAGUAUUAUCCUUCGUUGCAGAUGGGUUUUAUAUCUAUUAUCCCAUGUUGGUUGUCAUUCUCUGUAUCGCUACUUACUUCAGUCUAGGGACCCGGUGUUUGAAUCUUCUGGGGUUCCAGCAGUUCAUGGGAGAAAAUGAGAUGACCUCAGACUUAAUAGAUGAAGGAAAAGAAUUAAUCAGAAGAGAAAAAAGGAGACGGCAAAGGCAGGAGGAAGGUGAAAACAGAAGAAGGGAGUGGAAAGAACGAUUCGGGAACAACCGUGAAGAUUCUGCUAGAAGCAGAAAUGUUCAAGCAGACCAAAAAGAGUCCAGCUUCACAGAAACUAAUACAAAUAGGCCAGUUGCAUCUAAGUACACCAGAGCAAAUGGGAGGAAUGAAAGAGAUAGAAUCGAGCUACUACAGGACGCAGAACCCUUGGAUUUUAAUGCUGAUUCCGUCAGUGAAGAUCCUCUUGACUCAGACUCAGGAAGGUAUCAACCGGGUGGAAGAUAUCUGUCAAUGUCGCGAAGCCGAAUAUUUGAUGACGUCUAAGCCCAUGAGUGUUGCAUCCAUUGCUUUGGGGGAUUCUAUUUUAGUAACAUAUCCUGCAACCAAAACGACCUCUGAAAAACGAAGGGUGGGGAAUGAAGGAAUUUUAUUUCUUAGAAAUGCACUUUGUGUACCAAGUCGCCCUAAUCCAUGAUGGGCCAAGUGUUGGUCUCCAAAACUGGGAACACAUCAGCAGUGCCUUUCCCUUGUUUUCCCCCCUUCAAUAACCCAUCCCAUUUUUGCCAUCUUGGGGCAAUAGUUGUGUGAGCUAUAGGUAGAUGCAGGGGAUAAAGAGGUUUGAUAUUAAAGCGGGUCUAGGAAAAGAAGGGACGGGGUAGAGAACAGUAAGAUGCUAGGCAGAGAGCAUAGGGACGAAGAACCUGGGUUCUUGGCCCUGGUGUUGGUAUUAUACUGGAGAUCUCUUCAGAAAGGGCUGCUACAAUUCACUCAUGUACAGGAAGGCGUGGCGUGAUGCAUAAAAGACAGACAGCAUCUCACAGUUUUAGAUAUGGAUCAGGGAAAUAAUUCUAAAUUAAAGGGCAAUGUUUUAUUUUUGAAUGAACCAGUGCAGAGCUCAAGCUGAGCUGUCUUCUGCUUUUGAGAUUAUUUGUUUUUUUUCCUUUGGGGGACUCUUGAUUUUGGGGAAGGUAAUUUGCAUUCUAAUAUAGUCAUGUCAUCAGUGCUAAUGCAGAACAGUUCACCAGAGUGCUAUAUUUCAGUGAAAGCUUGCAGACGAUCGUCUAUAAGACUUAGAAUAUUGGGCUCUUGUCUGGUCACAGGCUGGUCUUCGGCUCAUGUUCUUGAACGGCUGGAGACGUUUCAGUACAAAUUUGUCCAAAACCAUUUGGCAUAAUCUGAAACGCCUGCACAUCAGUCACCAGAACUGAGAAUGAUUUCUGUCCUUCUCAUAUGCAUAUGAGUGACGUUAACAAUUCUGUUGGGCUUUUGCGCCCAUGCAUGCUAACAGUUCCUGGCACUGUUUUAUACUUUAGAGUUUUAUACUUUAGAGUACACACACUAGCACAGGUUCAAUGAAACCCACCACAAAUACUACUUUUGAAAACCUUGUAUAGCAGCUGCUGCGAAGAAUCUUUUGGCUCAACCACUUAUAAUCGAGUCUGUUCACAAAGCUUGAAUUGACGCUGCAGACUUCAUCUCUUCAAAAAAAUACUGUACAGUUCAGAUAGUUCUUGUGACGUGUGAAACUCUGCUUUGCCUUUUAAUAACUGGAUUUCUGUAGCGUGAUCCGGGCUGCGCCACGAUUUUUAUUGCCUUUCACGAGACAUCCGCAUCUUAACAGUGCCUGUGCUUUUUGGAGCCAUCCUGGCUCUGAUAGAAGCUCAUGUGCUUGAACAUCCUGCAGAUGAAUAAGUGCUUCAUGCUUCAGAUGCAGAUUCAAGAAACAUCAGUUUGCAAGCGGCACGGACAAAACAUUUUGCUUCACUGUGUUCAUGUUGUAGUACAUUUAUGGGGGCCACUAAAACCUCAAAUGAGAUCAAAAGGCAAAUACGUGAACUGGAGAAAAGUGUGUUUUGUGCUUUGUUAGUACUCUUUAAUGUAAAAAAAAGAAGACAGUCGCUAGACACACGCAAAGGCUCAAGCGUGUCAUCUGCCCUGUUUCAUAUGUGAAAAGGUGUUGCCUAAAUUCAUUGUGGAUUUCUUGGGUGUUAAAAAAACAAGUGAUACGAGUGCAUUGUAUGCUAAACAAUAAGGCUCUCAACCUUGCACACAGGCUGAUUUCUGUUGAUUUCAUUUGGGCUUCAGCAGCAUAAAUUGUGCACAAAAACGUGCAGCCUUAGACUUUUACCGGACAUUAUGAGGAACACAGAGCUGCUGUUAAUGUUCUCUUUCCUGCUCUUCCUCAAAAGGUCUGGCAAAGCACCAAGCCAGGUAUGAGAUCAAGCUGCUGUGUGUUGACCUGUUUUUGCUUUGUAUCGUUGGUCAUCAGGCAGAGCAGCGCAACGUGAAUGCUAUGUGACUCCGUUAUGGUGAUGCUAUGUGACUCCGUUAUGCCUACCUAAAGUUGAGGAGGAGGAACUAAGAGAAACACAGCUUUGUAUCUCUUUUAUAACAUCUAGUUAAAAGUCUUUUAGCCUUCAUCAUUGGGAAGAAUCAGUGUCUAAAGUGAUUCAUGGUAGCUUCAGUGAAGUGAAUUUAAAUAAUGCGUGUAUUGAAAGUGAAUGGUAAAAUUACAUUACCUGUCUUACAAAGAUUUGUGAUACAAUUGUCGUGGGUUCAGGAACUGAGAUCCCUGUGUGCGUUUAUGUGGGUGCCUAAAUAAAUGCAAGAUUGAGCCAGUGCUGAACCCCAACACAUGCCUGGGUUGAAAGUGAAUGGUAAAAUUAUGUUACCUGUCUUACAAAGAUUUGUAAUACAACUGUCGUAGAGUCAAGAACUGAGAUCUUUUCCCGUAUUUAUAUAGGCACCUAAAUAAAUGUAAGAUUCAGCCAAUGCUGAACCCCGACAAAUGCCCAUCUUGGAAAUCAGACCCACAAGUAUAUCUUAUUUGCAGAAAUAAUCUCUUUAAAAUGUGGUUUCUAUGAACAAAUCCGGGAACAAAUCUAGAGGUUUUAGCUCAGCAAGAGAUAAUUAUAUAAAAUUGUUAGCAUUCAUUUCGGAAAGGAUUUGCAAACAACAGUUGGCAGUAUUGAUAUGUUUUCUUAAUAACAGGGAACUCGCCAUCCAAGUAGCAAUUAGCAUGUGUCUGGGGAAUUCAUGAAAUUUGGGCUUGUUCCUACGUAGUUUUUACAUCAUAUCUGUGCAUCAGAAAGCCUUCAGAAUCUUUUAUGAGUUUAAAGUCACUUCUAUCACCAUAAUAGUAGGAAAAGUUACUUUUAGAAAUAUCUGAGAGAACCAUGGAGCCUACUGUGGGUUGUUGUUUUUUAAA